This is a messenger RNA of Boleophthalmus pectinirostris (great blue-spotted mudskipper), 2683 nucleotides long. RefSeq names its product CCR4-NOT transcription complex subunit 9-like. Gene Ontology annotation, cellular component: CCR4-NOT complex; CCR4-NOT core complex; P-body. Bases 340 to 1239 code for a protein of 299 amino acids. NCBI's taxonomy places the organism in Eukaryota, Metazoa, Chordata, Actinopteri, Gobiiformes, Gobiidae. Gene Ontology annotation, biological process: mRNA catabolic process; negative regulation of translation. The transcript has 8 exons. The record is from RefSeq and is a predicted model, not a curated record.
CCAAAUCUCGCGAGACUUCCUAUUAUUUAUAUUCUGAAUGGCUCGAAUUUUUGGGGUUGACAAAACAUUGAAUGAGUCACCUCUUUUUCAUGCUCCACGGUGAUUAUUUUCACUUAAAGAUACACGUUUUGACAUUUUCUAAUAUGUUGCGCUUAUGUUUUUCUUUAUGGCGCGAACGGAUAUCGGUUUGUUUGGAGGUUUAGCAUGAGGUAGCUGUUAGCAUCUGCAGCUACCGAAACCCCCAACAUCCCCCCAAAACUGUCUAAAGUUCAUUAUUCUGACUAUUAAACGUACAAGGAUAUAUUUUACAAGCACUUAAAGGCAUAAACACUGGACAUAAUGCUGGCCACGGGAGCUGCUGUGAGUAACGUGACAGCUCUGGCGCAGGUGGACAGGGAGAAGAUUUACCAGUGGAUCAACGAGCUGUCGAGUCCAGAGACCAGAGAGAACGCUUUACUAGAGCUGAGCAAGAAACGCGAGUCUGUGCCUGAUUUAGCCCCCAUGCUCUGGCACUCCUGUGGCACCAUCGCUGCCCUCCUACAGGAAAUAGUGAACAUCUACCCAUCCAUAAACCCUCCCACACUCACAGCUCAUCAGUCCAACAGAGUCUGCAACGCUCUGGCUCUUCUACAAUGUGUCGCUUCACAUCCAGAAACAAGGUCGGCGUUCCUGGCAGCCCACAUCCCUCUGUUCUUGUACCCGUUUCUUCACACUGUGAGCAAAACGCGACCCUUUGAAUAUCUGCGCCUCACAAGCCUCGGAGUUAUAGGAGCUUUGGUCAAAACAGACGAACAGGAAGUGAUCAACUUUCUGCUCACGACUGAAAUCAUUCCUCUGUGUCUGCGCAUUAUGGAGUCAGGCAGCGAGCUUUCCAAAACGGUUGCCACUUUCAUCCUGCAGAAGAUCUUGCUGGAUGACACUGGACUGGCUUACAUCUGUCAGACGUACGAACGCUUCUCUCACGUCGCCAUGAUCCUGGGUAAAAUGGUGCUGCAGCUGUCCAAAGAACCAUCCGCUCGCCUCUUAAAGCACGUGGUCCGCUGUUACCUCAGACUCUCCGAUAAUCUCAGAGCCAGAGAAGCCCUGCGCCAGUGCCUGCCUGACCAGCUCAAAGACUCGACGUUCGCGCAGGUUUUAAAAGAUGACACCACCACAAAGAGAUGGCUUGCCCAGCUUGUCAAGAACCUGCAGGAGGGACAGGUCACGGACGCCAGAGGAAUCCCGCUCGCUCCACAGUGACCCCAGCCCCGCCCUCACAUGCCCACAGACACGCGCGCACAGUGACUCCGCCCACACCCACACGUGCACCCAGUGACCCCCCACCACCACCACUACUGUACACUGUAAAAACACACAUCUGCAUCAGUUUAAAUGACUUGGAUUCAAAAUGUUCAUCAUGUGAGUACUUUCAGCGGUGUGUAAUCUUCUGCUCAUGAUGUUGCUUUGCCAAAAAUAUUCCAGAGUAGGGCACUAAACCUAUCUAUCCCUAUGGAGACAAACAUGUGCCAAGUGUUUACAUGUCAGAUCCAUGGAGAGGCAACCCCACUGAUUAAGAAUGCAUGUUCAUGUAUUUAGCAAAAGGCUGAAAAUGCGCAAUGGUUUGGUUUAAUGCCAUAUUGUGGAACAUUCUAGAGAAUACAUUUAGAGACAAGCAGGUGUCAGACUCUCUACCAGAACUACUACUACUACUGCUACUACUACUACUACUACUACUACUACUACUACUACUACUACUACUACCACUACUACCAGAAUUACUAGUACUAGUAGUACUACUACUACCAGAACAACACCAACAACUACUACUACUAGAAUUACUACUACCACUACUAGAACUACCACUACUAUUAUUACUAGAAUUACUACUACCACUACUAGAACUACUACUACUAUUACUUCUACUACUACUAUUAUUACUAGAACUACUACUACUACGACUACUACUAGAACUACUACUACUACAACUACUAGAACUACCACUAUUACCAGAACUACAACUACUACUGCUACUACUAUUACCAGAACUACUACUAUUAAUACUACUACUGCUACCAGAACUACUAUUACUACUGCUACCAGAACUACUAUUACUGCUGCUACCAGAACUACUAUUACUGCUGCUACUAGAACUACUAUUACUACUACUACCAGAACUACUGUUAUUACUGCUACCAGAACUACUAUUACUACUGCUACUAGAACUACUAUUACUACUGCUACCAGAACUACUACUACUACUACUACUACUACUACUACUACCAGAACUGCUACUAUUACUACUACCAAAACUACUACUAUUAUUACUACUACUACUACUUAUACUAUUACUACUGCUACUACUACUGCUAUUACUAUUACUUCUAAGAUGAAUCAUUUGAAUUCAAGUCAUUUUCAACAGGAUGUAUGAUUUCAGUUUUCCAGUGAUCUCAAUUCAAAACUGCAGGUGGACUUGUACCAUUGUGGUGAAUGCAAACGAAUGGACUUUUGCAUUUUCAUGAACAUGUCUAAACAGCAGACCAGCAUCACGUCUCAUAAAGUGGAUUUUCAACAAUAAAAUCCAAGACAAGCAUUUGGAGUAAAGUUUGGUUAUUUUUGUAUUCAAGUCAGUGUCAAUGGUUGGAGUUGCUCUUAAAGGAAGUUUAGUGAUGUAUGAAUGAUUUUUGAAUAAACCACUUUUUUGGAA